This is a messenger RNA of Toxotes jaculatrix (banded archerfish), 865 nucleotides long. RefSeq names its product trypsin-3-like. Bases 58 to 801 code for a protein of 247 amino acids. Lineage: Eukaryota; Metazoa; Chordata; Actinopteri; Toxotidae. The record is from RefSeq and is a predicted model, not a curated record. The transcript is spliced from 5 exons. Gene Ontology annotation, biological process: proteolysis. Gene Ontology annotation, molecular function: serine-type endopeptidase activity.
UAAACCCUCUGCAUCCUGUCCUGUUGUGUGUAAGCGCAGUAGGUGCAGAGCAUAGUCAUGAAGUACUUCAUUCUCCUGGCCCUGUUUGCUGCAGCUUUUGCUGCUCCCAUUGAGGAUGACGAUGACAAGAUUGUUGGAGGCUACGAGUGCAGAAAGAACUCUGUGCCCUACCAGGUCUCUCUGAACGUUGGUUACCACUUCUGCGGAGGCUCCCUGAUCUCCAGCACCUGGGUGGUGUCUGCUGCUCACUGCUACCAGUCCCGCAUCCAGGUGCGUCUUGGUGAGCACAACAUUGCUGUCAAUGAGGGAACUGAGCAGUUCAUCAGUUCUGCUAAGGUCAUCCGUCACCCCAGCUACAACAGCUACACCCUGGACAACGACAUCAUGCUGAUCAAGCUGAGCACGCCCGCCACCCUGAACAGCUACGUCCGCACCGUGUCCCUGCCCUCCAGCUGUGCCAGCGCUGGCACCCGCUGUCUGAUCUCUGGAUGGGGAAACACCAGCAGCUCUGGAAGCAACUACCCUGAUCGCCUGAGGUGCCUGGAUGCCCCCAUCCUGAGCGACAGCAGCUGCAGGAACUCCUACCCCGGAGAGAUCACCUCCAACAUGUUCUGUGCUGGAUUCCUGGAGGGAGGCAAGGACUCCUGCCAGGGUGACUCUGGUGGCCCCGUGGUGUGCAACAGUCAGCUGCAGGGUGUGGUGUCCUGGGGCUACGGCUGCGCCCAGAAGAACAAGCCUGGAGUCUACACCAAGGUCUGCAACUACAACACCUGGAUUCGCAGCACCAUGUCCUCCAACUAAAGUCACUUUACUAAAGAAUCUCUGACUAUGAUAGCUGUAUCCAUAAAAUAAAUGAUUAGCAUGA